Messenger RNA from Choloepus didactylus (southern two-toed sloth), 3685 nucleotides. RefSeq names its product nuclear receptor coactivator 4 (gene NCOA4). Gene Ontology annotation, biological process: intracellular iron ion homeostasis; response to hormone. The record is from RefSeq and is a predicted model, not a curated record. The transcript is spliced from 11 exons. Gene Ontology annotation, molecular function: transcription coactivator activity. Lineage: Eukaryota; Metazoa; Chordata; Mammalia; Pilosa; Megalonychidae. Bases 252 to 2150 code for a protein of 632 amino acids.
GCUACCGGUGUCUUUACUGCCCAAGCCGGGGAUAAAGAGGCCUCCUGCUCGCUGGCCGAUUCGCGCGGCGGGGACUGGUCUGCGAGGUUCGUCGUGGCAGCCCAGGGACCGCAGCGGGAGCCGUCGGGCCGACUCGCCCUCCCGGGCCUGGUGCAGGCGGGAUCAGAGGCCCUCCCCGACCGGGAUGCGCGCAUGCGUGAAGAAGAAAGAAUUCGAUUAAAGAAGAAAUAUCCCAAGGAACAGUGAGCAGGAUGAGUACACCCCAGGACCAGAGUGGCUGCUCCAGUAACAGAGAACCCCUUCUGAGGUGUUGCGAUGCACGGAGGGAACUGGAGCUUGCCAUUGGUGGAGUUCUCCGGGCCGAACAGCAAAUUAAAGAUAACUCGCAAGAGGUCAAAGCUCAGAUUCACAGCUGCAUAAGCCGUCACCUGGAAUGCCUUCGAAGCCGUGAAGUGUGGCUGUAUGAACAGGUAGAUCUCAUCUAUCAGCUUAAAGAAGAGACACUUCAGCAGCAAGCCCAACAGCUCUACUGGCUAUUGGGCCAGUUCAAUUGUCUUAUUCAUCAGCUGGAGCGCACCCAAAACAAAGAGCUAGCCAGUCAAGUCUCUGUGUGUCUGGAGAGACUGGGCAGUUUGACCCUCAAACCCGAAGAUUCCACUGUCCUACUCUUUGACGCAGAUACAACUGCUCUGCGCCAGACCAUCACCACGUUUGGGUCCCUCAAGACCAUCCAAAUCCCUGAGCACCUGAUGACUCAUGCUGGUUCAUCAAAUAUCGGGCCCUUCCUGGAGAAAAGAGGUUAUAUCCCAGUGCCAGAACAGCAGAAGUCAUCAUCCAGCACCACAGCUGUCCCCCUCGGCGAUUGGCUCCUUGGCAGCAAACCCACAAAUGGUCACCAGGCUCCUCACGUGCCCAGCACCAACCCCCAGGACUGGCUCUCCCCACAGCAGACCUUGGAGAAUAGUCAAACUGCCCCCAGAGCCUGCAAUUUCAGUAAUGUCUGGGGCAACCUAAAGGGCUUGGAAAACUGGCUCCUCAAGAGUCAGCAGCAAGAAGUUCCUGAAAAACCAAGUAACCAAAAGUGUAACAGCUAUUCUACUGCCAGUUCUUUCUCCACUGAAGUUGAAAAGGUCAGCAACCUAGAGCAUCUUGAUGAAGUUGAGAUGGACCUUUCUGAUUGGCUGGUGACUCCCCAGGAACCCUGUAAGCUGGAGAAGCCGGAGAGUGGUAGCUGUGAAACCAGUGAGAAGUUCAAGCUCUUGUUCCAGAUUUUCCAGGAGUCCUAUAGUGUGAGUGAUUGGCUUGUCAAGCCUGAUUCCUGUUCCAAUUGUCAGGGCAACCAGCCCAAAGGUGUGGAGAUUGAAAACCUGGGCAAUCUGAAGUGCCUGAAUGACCACUUAGAGCCCAAGAAACCACUGUCCACCCCCAGCAAGAUUACUGAGGAUUGGCUUGUCCAGACACAUCCAGAACCAUAUAAAGUAGAGGAGGUAUGCAAAGCCAAUGAGCCCUGCACAAGUUUUUCAGAGUGUGUGUGUGAUGAGAAUUGUGAGAAGGAAGCUCUGUGUAAGUGGCUUCUGAAGAAAGAAGGAAUGGAUAAAAAUGGGAUGCCGGUGGAUCCAAAACCUGAGCCUGAGAAGCUUAAAGAUUCCCUGAAUAUGUGGCUCUGUCCUUCCAGAAAAGAGGCAACAAAACACGCUAAGGCACCAAAGGCAAUGGAACCUUUUAGAAUUGCUGAUUCCUUUCAAAUCAUAAGGAACAGUCCCUUGUCAGAAUGGCUCAUUAGAUCUUCUUGCAAAGAAGGAAGUCUCAAGGAAGUGCCUAGUACCCAGGACAGAGCUGCCCAGGAAGUGGUAUCCCCAGGCAAACAAAUGUUUGUGAGCUCCACAGCUGCUUCCUGGUAUCCUUUUAAUACUGCUGACUGGGUCUUGCCAGGAAAGAAUACAGGAAAUUUCAGCCAGUUCUCCUCUGGAGAAGACAAGUGGCUACUUCGAAAGAAGGCCCAGGAAGUAUUGCUUACUUCUCCCCUACAGGAGGAAUGUAAAUUUCCCCCAGAUUGUUAUGGCCUCCCAGCAGUUUGUGAUCUCUUUGCCUGUAUGCAGCUUAAAGUUGAUAAAGAAAAGUGGUUGUAUCGGACUCCACUACAGAUGUGAAGAAUGGAAUACUAAAAGUUGAGCUGCUUUUCUACGGAUUAUUGCACAUCCAUGAGCUGAGUGACUGCGGCUUGCCAAAUCAAUGUUUCUGGGUUUGACCAGUCAGCUUCUUUCCUUUCCUAAUUUUGAACUAGUGAAGUCUUCAAAUUAUGAGUUACCAUAUAAAAGAAAAAGACUGUUUGCUAAAUUGAUGCUGAGGUGAUUCAGUUCCUUUUUACAGAAGCAUUAUUUAAUUCACUCCUACAGUAGAAAUACAACAUACAACAUCUUGUUGGAUAGGUCUUUUUCCUAAGCCUCCUUAGAUUGAGUUGUUACUAGAAGUACAUUAAAGCACUAUAGUUUUAAAAAUGAAACGUUUCUGUGGAAAUGCGUGUUGACGUAUCAUAAAGCUACUAAAUUUUCCUUUUUGAUGAACUACUUUGAAUGUUUCCUUUGCUGUGGAUUUUCUUCCAUUAGUGGUCUGAAAUGACAUAUUUCACACAAAUAGCUUUGCUAAUACAGUGAUUUUCUUCCUUACAAAAAUGUGUUUCAAUAAUCUUGGCAAUUUUUGACAUUAAUUACGAAGUAUUUUAGCCUAUUUCUCAGUUUUAGAUUACUGCAAAAUUUCUCAUUCCUUUUUAAAAUGUUACUAAAGUGUCCAAUGAGUGCUUGUAGAAGGGUUCUGUAUUAUUUCAAUACCAUAUUCAGCAUAGUCCUAGCUUCUUUCAAAUAUUCUGCUAACCUACGGGCAAAAGGGCCUCAGUGCUGACUUACCAAAAAGCAAAAAGGUAAAGAUGUAGGAAAUAUAGUACUUGAACUAUUCACUUUUACAGGGAUGGUUGGUGCCUUCUGAGUAAAUGGAAGACAAACUGCUGAGCUUGACACCUGGUGCUUUAACUAGGGAUGCAUUAUGUGCCCUCUCACUGCAAGCACAGCAUGCUGGCACCUCCGAAAGUACAAUGCAUUGAUAUUUUAGUGAAUAGGCUGUUUUGAACACUUGUGCCUUGGAGUAUUUAUUGAAGUUUUAUGAAAACUAUCAAAUGUGUUUUCUCAGUCUUCUUAGUCAUGUCCAUGCUUUAAGUUUCUCUGUAGGAGAGAAAUUGGAUUUAUGUUUUAAAGUUGUCAAAAAUGAGAUAGUUCUUUUCUAGGCUUUAAACCAUUGUUUAAAACCUCUCACCUGCCUGUGUAUUUUGGAAAUACUUUUUAAGUUUGUGAUAUGGUCAUCUAGAAAUUAGCUGUUUUGGGGAAACUUCACAGUCCCAAUGUCAUUGCCAUGUUAGCUAUACUAGAAUUGUUAGCACCAUGGCUAAAAAGAGCCUCCUGUUUUUUAUCCACCCCCAGACACCAUUUAGAACUAUAAUGAUAAAGGUGUUUGGUAAACUUACAGAACCUUUCUAUCUCAGAAUGCAGGAAACUUGGUGGAGUUUCUGUCUUUCUUGGGGUUGCACACACUGUGUAUUACUAAAUUUACAGUAAUCAUUAUGCUAAUGAGUAUGUAAAACAUUCUUCUGCAUUGAUGCAUUUUUUACCUCCUUCCAUUAAAAGCAUAACAGCCA